Messenger RNA from Fulvia fulva, 630 nucleotides. RefSeq lists its product as uncharacterized. Gene Ontology annotation, biological process: inositol metabolic process; signal transduction. Bases 1 to 630 code for a protein of 209 amino acids. The transcript has 4 exons. Gene Ontology annotation, molecular function: inositol monophosphate 1-phosphatase activity. NCBI's taxonomy places the organism in Eukaryota, Fungi, Ascomycota, Dothideomycetes, Mycosphaerellales, Mycosphaerellaceae. The record is from RefSeq and is a predicted model, not a curated record.
AUGUCGGCCAUCCACAACAAUAUCGAUCUAGACGAGAUCUAUGCAUUUGCGGUACAGCUCGCCAAAGAUGCAGGCCAGAUGCUGUUCGAUGCCGCCACCUCUCGCUCAGGAACGAUCUCUCGGCAGACUCACGUUGAGAAGGAAUCCGCCGUCGAUCUAGUCACCCAGACUGACGAAGAUGUCGAGGCAUACAUUCGAAACAGUGUUCUAGCCAGAUACCCUUCUCACGCUUUCUGCGGCGAAGAGUCGUAUAGCAAGGGAGGGGCAAAGGACUACAUGAUACCAGAGAAUGGCCCUGCUUGGUGUGUUGAUCCGCUGGACGGGACUGUCAACUUCAUUCACCUCGCGCCAUUCUACUGCGUGUCCAUUGCAUUUAUUCUGGACGGGGUGCCCGUCAUUGGCGCCAUCAAUGCGCCUUUCCUACGACAACUGUUCACCGCCUGCCGUGGUAAAGGUGCAUGGCUCAACGAGACCACUCCGCUACCACUGGAUAGGACACCUAUACCUCCAAUGCCGCCGGGUGCGCCGAAAGGCUGCAUACUGUCGUGUGAGUGGGGCAAAGACAGAAGAGAUAUCCCCGAAGGUAAUCUGCAGCGCAAGAUCAAUAGCUUCCAAAACUUAGGUACGUGA